Ilex paraguariensis (yerba mate) is the source of this 1488-nucleotide messenger RNA. The record is from the annotation of a GenBank genome assembly. NCBI's taxonomy places the organism in Eukaryota, Viridiplantae, Streptophyta, Magnoliopsida, Aquifoliales, Aquifoliaceae.
AUGAAGAACGCAGAGUUAGUGGUCAUACCUUCUCCGGGAGUGGGCCACCUUAUAUCGACUGUGGAGAUCUCCAAACUCCUCCUUAAUCGAGAUCAUCGACUGUCCAUCACCGUCCUCAUCAUGAAACUUCCCAUUGACUCCGGCGUCGACGGCUACAUCAAUUCACUCUCUGCCACCGCCACGCCACGAUUACGCUUCGUGGACCUCCACCUCCCUCAAGGCGAUUCAGCUUCACAGCCACAGGACCCUUCCUCCAAGUCCAAGUCCCCUCUCAGCUUCUUCGCAAACUUCAUGGACAGGCACAAGGCUCCUGUGAGAAACGUAGUCGCUGAACUCACUCGCUCCGACUCAUCGUCUCGACUCGCCGGGUUCAUCAUCGACAUGUUCUGCACCGCCAUGAUCGAUGUGGCGAACGAGUUCGGGGUUCCAACCUACGCUUUUUUCACGUCGGGUGCCGCCUUUCUUGGCCUGAAGCUCCAUCUUCAAUCUCUCAGUGACGAUCACCACCAGGAUAUUACUGAGUUGAAGAACACGGAAACCGAGUUGAGAAUACCGAGUUUCACAAACCCAGUUCCGGUUAGGGUUUUGCCUUCUGUGGUGGCUGAUAAAGCAGGUGGGUCCACAAUGGUGAUUACUCACGCCAGAAGGCUGAGAGAAACAAAGGGCAUUAUGGUCAAUACAUUCAUGGAGCUGGAAUCGUAUGCGGUUGAGUACUUCUUGAACAGUGACAAGACCCCACCAAUCUUUCCGGUGGGGCCCAUUCUCAACCUCAGUGACGGUGGUGAUGAUAUUCGCACCAAGCAAUCAAGACCAAUCAUGGAGUGGUUGGACCACCAGCCUCCAUCAUCGGUUGUGUUCCUGUGCUUCGGCAGCAUGGGAUGCUUCGAAGAGGACCAGGUGAAGGAGAUAGCUCAAGCCCUCGAGAACAGUGGCCACCGGUUCUUGUGGUCGCUCCGGCGGCCUCCGUCGAAGGAGAAGAAUAAGAUGCAGCUUCCGAGCGACUAUGAAAAUCCAAGCGAAGUCUUGCCGGAAGGGUUCCUAGAACGUACGACCGAAGUGGGGAAAGUGAUCGGAUGGGCCCCACAAGUGGCGGUGCUAUCCCACCCGGCGACCGGAGGUUUCGUGUCUCACUGCGGGUGGAAUUCGACGCUGGAGAGCGUGUGGUGCGGCGUUCCCAUGGCGACUUGGCCACUGUACGCAGAGCAGCAGAUGAAUGCGUUCGAGAUGGUGACGGAGCUGGAAAUUGCGGUGGAGAUUAAGAUGGACUAUUUCAAGGGCUUCCAUGGUGAUGAGGAUAAGAAGCCAGAAAUCUUGAGCGCUGAUCUAAUAGAGGGUGGAAUAAGGCGAUUGAUGAUGGGUGGUGAGAGUGAAAUUAGGAAGAAGGUGAAGGAGAUGAGAGAGAAAAGUAGGGUGGCCAUGGCGGAGGGUGGGUCAUCGUACAAUACAAUAGGAAGAUUGAUUGAGGAGGUCAUGAACAGCAUUGCCUGA